Harmonia axyridis is the source of this 6377-nucleotide messenger RNA. RefSeq lists its product as uncharacterized. The record is from RefSeq and is a predicted model, not a curated record. The transcript is spliced from 8 exons. NCBI's taxonomy places the organism in Eukaryota, Metazoa, Arthropoda, Insecta, Coleoptera, Coccinellidae. Bases 2478 to 5609 code for a protein of 1043 amino acids.
AUUUGAUAGAUUUUAGUAGUUUCAAAAAAUCUAACCGAGACGGUUGGGAAUGUCUAGACUCAAGAAUGUUCCGAUGAAUCAAUUCAUAUUCAAUAUAAUAUACUUUUCAAUUGAAAAGGGCGUAUCUGCAAAAUAGCACAUUUGGGAUAUUUGUCUUUGAAGACUUUCAUUUCAUCCACAGAUUCAAUUGAAUUAAUAUGAAGAAAAAAUAAAUGAUAAUGCAUGUUAAUUAAAUUUAAUCUGUAGAUGGCACAAAUGAAAGUAUUUAAAGUUCAAUCAAUAUCCCAAAAGUGAUUUUUUGUAGAUACGCACGCACUUCUCAAUUCAAACGUCAGUAUAGAUUCAUCAUAUUCCAAUCUGAUCACGCUGAUGAAACUGUUGAAAUGAUGUUCGAUCAAUACAUUGCUUUCCGGAAAUAAAGAGGAUCUUAUACGAAUUCAAUACAGUAAUUACAAUAUCUUAUGCAUAAUGGACCUGUACUUAGCAACUCUCAUGCUUGUAGACACCUCUGAUAAUGCUUUGUCGGCAUUAUCCAUAACAGAAUUACGGUUCGUUUUAUGGGUCGGCUUUAAAAUUCAGUAAAGACGGAUAACUUUUUUGACCGUUAUGCAAAUUUAGGUAGCUAUUAUUUGAAAGCGUUGAAUAUUUUGCAAUAACCUGGACCACUUUAGGAAUCACUGGCCUGGCGUAUACCGAUGACGAAUACAAAAAUCACAUUUGGCAAAACCAGAGGCAACGCCGACAAAGUGGAUAUACAAAGGAUAAUAAUAAAUCUCGAAAAUAGACGUGCUCGUAGGGAAAUAAAAAUAAUUAUCUUGAAAGCGAUAAUAAACUAAUAAACUCUGAAGGGUGCGAUUUUCGACUGCCUUGAAGAUUUCAAAGGAAAGUAAAAUGAUUAUUGGUUCAUUUUUAUGGAAUUUUUACGAAGAUAUAUCUCUGUAUUUCCAAUCAAUUAUUUAGAUUCAUAAUAUUUUAUAUGUGGUUAUGGGAGCAAAUGUUCAAUUGUUGAAAGCACAUUAAAAAGACCAUCAAAAAUAUAAUAUACGUUUCAAUUGAAAAGGGCGUAUCUGCAAAAUAGCACAUUUGGGAUAUUUGUCUUUGAAGACUUUCAUUUCAUCCACAGAUUCAAUUGAAUUAAUAUGAAGAAAAAAUAAAUGAUAAUGCAUGUUAAUUAAAUUUAAUCUGUGGAUGGCACAAAUGAAAGUAUUUAAAGUUCAAUCAAUAUCCCAAAAGUGAUUUUUUGUAGAUACGCACGCACUUCUCAAUUCAAACGUCAGUAUAGAUUCAUCAUAUUCCAAUCUGAUCACGCUGAUGAAACUGUUGAAAUGAUGUUCGAUCAAUACAUUGCUUUCCGGAAAUAAAGAGGAUCUUAUACGAAUUCAAUACAGUAAUUACAAUAUCUUAUGCAUAAUGGACCUGUACUUAGCAACUCUCAUGCUUGUAGACACCUCUGAUAAUGCUUUGUCGGCAUUAUCCAUAACAGAAUUACGGUUCGUUUUAUGGGUCGGCUUUAAAAUUCAGUAAAGACGGAUAACUUUUUUGACCGUUAUGCAAAUUUAGGUAGCUAUUAUUUGAAAGCGUUGAAUAUUUUGCAAUAACCUGGACCACUUUAGGAAUCACUGGCCUGGCGUAUACCGAUGACGAAUACAAAAAUCACAUUUGGCAAAACCAGAGGCAACGCCGACAAAGUGGAUAUACAAAGGAUAAUAAUAAAUCUCGAAAAUAGACGUGCUCGUAGGGAAAUAAAAAUAAUUAUCUUGAAAGCGAUAAUAAACUAAUAAACUCUGAAGGGUGCGAUUUUCGACUGCCUUGAAGAUUUCAAAGGAAAGUAAAAUGAUUAUUGGUUCAUUUUUAUGGAAAAAAAUUUCGUUUUUCGUUUCUGCAAGAAUUCUGAAAUUUCAUAUUUUGAAAAUCUUGGGAGGGGUAAUUACUAUAUAAUACUAGUACUCUUCACUAUUUCUAUACGGUCUUGCUUACUGACUGACUGAUAUUUGUACGUUUUUGAGACUCAAUUAUUAAGUGAAGUUAGUGAAGGUGUUUGAAGUUUUUUUAUAAGUUAUAUUUGCCUUUGACCUAAGGACUUUUUGUUUAUUCAGUUAUUAAAGGUAAGAGCUUAAUAUACAAUUCGAUAUUUUUCAACCUUAAAAUUACUUUUUUGAAGAUAUAAAACUUGAAAACGAUUUAUAUUUGAAUGUAUUAGAUUUUUGUGUAUAACCAAUAUCGGGUGUUUCAUGUCAUCGUAUAUAGGCAAAAUCUCGCUCAUUUGACGAGAUAAUAAAAAAAUUUCUGUUACUAGGGCCUAGUAACAGUUGGAAUAAUACAGAUCUAUUCUGAAUUUCUCCAAGUGAAUAUUAGAACUCUGAAAAUAGACGAGCAGAUAAAUUCGAUUUUUUUAAUCUGAAGUUGGUUGUGUUGUGAAUAUUUCGGAGUGAAAACUUGUGUUUGAAUAUUUCGAUCUUUUUGUAAGGAAAGCAAAAAUGUUUGGUCUAGUUCAUUUUCCCGACCAGACUUACGGAAUAUAUUCAAUGAAAAAUAUUUCAAAGAAAAAAGGAGAUAAUAAUGCCUGCAUUGUAAAACAUAGAGGUGCCAAAUAUGAAGCAGUACUGAUAACAGAAAAAGAGAAAAAAGAAGAACUGAGGGUACUUCAAGAUGAAAUGGUUGGACAGCUAAAAUCAGUAAAGAAAUCUGUAAGCGAUAAUAAUUUCACUGAUUCGAAAAUUGGAGAAAAAUAUGUGGAUAUGGACAGACCAUCUACUUCCUCCAUCAACCAUAAAUAUGUUUCCUCCGUUGUUAAAAAAGAUGAAGAAAGUAGUGAUGAAGCAAUUCAAGAGCAAAGAGAAGAACAGAGGAUUCUUCAAGAAGAAACGCUCGAACAAAGAGAAUCAGUAGAAAAAUCUAUAGGCGAUAAUCAUUCCACUGAUUCAAAAAUUGGAAAAAAAUAUGUGGAUAUGGACAGACCAUCUACUUCCUCCAUCAACCAUGAAUAUGUUUCCACCGUUGAGGGUAGAGAUGAACAAAGUAGUGACGGAGCAUUUCAAGAGAAAAUAAUUAUAGAAGAUAUAUUGCUUAAUCCGCGGAGAUCGCCAGAAAAAUCUCUAGUCUAUGAGGAUUUCAAUGAUUUUUCAAUUGGAACAGAAUAUGUGGAAAUUAACCGAUCAUCUACUUCUCUUAUGAAGAACUUCGAUGAUACUGUUUUCUCCACUGUUUGUGGAGAGGAGGAAGACAGAUAUGCAGAAUUUCAAGAUAAUAGUACCAUGGAAGCUUCAGAUAUGAAUGUUGACAAAAACAAACAGAGUAUUAUGCAACAUCAUGGAAUACCAGUUCAAGUGGAACCUGAAGAUGAGAUAGAAUUAUCAGUUUAUGGAGACAAUUCUGAUGAUGAUUCAGAUUAUAAUUUAUCUACUUAUUCAGAAACGCAAUCUGAUAACUCACGAGAUGGCAGUCGGAGCUCAACACCAUGUUCCUUUCUAUCUGAAAUGGAUCUGAAUAUUGAGGAGAAAACGCAACCGAAUGAGUCCAAUAAUAAUUCCCUCUCGAAAAGCAUCCAAGUUCAUUUAUCUGCCUCGUUAAACGAACCAGGGUGCGAUGAUGAAAAUAUGAUGGUAACUGAGUCCCGCGGAAGAAAAGGAGACAAGAAGGCAAAUUUUUGUUUCUACUGCCAUACGAAACAGCAAAAAAUCUCACGACACCUAGAGAAUAAACACAGCGGUGAGGAGGAGGUGAAAAAAUUUAUUAUGUUACCAAAAGGUAACGUAGAAAGGGCCAAGAUUAUUGGUCAGAUAAGAAAAAGGGGAAAUUUCCUUUUUAAUACGAAUGAGAAUUUAAAUGAUGGUGAGCUGAUUGUGGCGCGACGGCCUAAAAGCAGCAGGAAUAAAAGUGGUAGGGAUUACAGUGCAUGUGCAAACUGUAAGGGAUUUUUCUCAAAAGCCACCCUUCGAGUGCAUUUCAGAUCCUGCACAGGCAUUGAUUCCGACAUUAAAAGAUUGCCAAAUUUGCUAAGUAAAAAAAUCACAUCAAGAAUACAUCCUAUGGCAUCAAUAACUGUGAGAAAUCAUUUAUUCCCACCGCUGAGGGAGGAUGAUGUAUGUAGAGCAAUCAGAUAUGAUGAACUCAUCAUCAUUUAUGCUAACAAAAUGGUGGAAAAAUAUAGAGAACCGAGACAUUUCCAAAUGAUAAGGCAGAGAUUACGAUUAAUUGGUAAUUUCCUCAUUAAAAUGAAGGCACUGAGUAAGGAAAUAAAUAAUUUAGCCUCUAUAUAUGACCCAAAAUUUGUAGACAUGGUUUUAUCUGCUAUAAAUAUGUGUGCCCGGUACACUGAAACUACGAACUGCUUCGAAGCUCCUUCGGUAGCGUUCAGUUUGGGCACACUGCUGAAGCAGAUUGGCAAUUUAUUAAUAACAGAGUGCAUUAAAAACCACAAGGAAGAAAUGCGAAAAAAUGCUAAAUAUUUCUUGAAAGUUUUCGCUCAAGAAGUGAACAUAAAUGUAAACAGAACUGUUGCUGAAACUCAACUGAAAAUGAGUAGAACAAAAACAGUUAUGCUACCCACAAUGGGCGACAUAAAAAAACUCAGCGACUAUUUGACCAAGAAGAGAAAAGACGCCCUUGAGAAAUUGAAAAUUUGCUUCUCGUCAUUGGCCUGGAUAGACUUAGCAGAGGCAACGCUAACGUCUAUCCAGGUUUUCAAUAGACGACGCGCUGGAGAAGUCGAGAGAAUUAGCAUUACCGAAUUUGAAAAAUACGAAACGAUUGAGAGAAGUAAUAAUGAUCUAUUUCAAUCACUUUCAGAGAAAUCAAAAGAAAUUGCAAAAAAAUAUGUUCGAUUCACUAUAAGGGGCAAGUUGAAUCGGACGGUUCCUGUUCUAUUGGAUACUCAUUUAUGUGAGUGCAUCCAAUUAAUAAUAAAAAACAGAACAAAUAUGAGGGUCCACAAGAGUAACCCUUAUGUAUUCGGUACACCAGGGUCGGAUACAAAAAAGCAUCCACAUCUGAGUGCCUGCACUUUGAUGAGGAAAUUCUCUGAAGCUUGUGGUGCUGAGCACCCGACAAGACUACGUGGCACCAAUUUGAGGAAACAUAUAGCCACUACGUGUAUUACUUUGAAUCUUGAAAAUCAAGACGUAGUGGAUUUGUCGAACUUCAUGGGCCAUUCGGAGAAGAUACACAAGGGCAUUUAUCGUCAGCCCAUUAUAAGUAGGGACAUUUUGGGCAUUUCACAACUCCUGCAAACAGCUCAAGGAGAAAAUGAAAAUGCAAGCAGUGAUGACUCCGAAAAUGAGGUUGUCAAUGAUGAAGAACCAAUUCCUACAAAUGAAAUCAAUUCAACAGGAGGAACUCCAAAUCUUAGUGGGGGGAAUAGGAGGAAUUCCAGCAAAGCCCAUACCCUAUCUGGCACCCUCAAAAGAGUGAGGUGGACCCAAGAGGAGAAGGAUGCUAUUUUCCGUAUUUUCGGAGAAUAUAUGAAUAGAAAAGCUCUACCUCCUUUGAAAGUGAUACAAACAGUGAUAAAAGAAACUCCUGUUCUUCAGAAUCGCACGUCACCACAAAUAAAGACAUGGAUUCACAAUCAGCUGAAGGGCUCCAAGAAGAAACUUUCAUUUUCAAACUGAAUAUUUGUGAUAUUUUUAAUUUAUACAUAGUCAUUCGUUUUUAUUCAUAUUUAUUUAUUUUUUCAUAUAUUUAUUUACUUUUCAAGAAAGUUGUUUAUGUUUCUUCAUUUUCAUUCAUUUAUUUUCAUUUAUAUUUGUUCGUUUUAUUUAGAGAUUUAUUUAUGUUCCUUUGAAAUUCAUUUAUUUGUAUUCUUAAGAUUUUUUCAAGAUGGUGUUUCUUUCGAAACACUUCAUUUACAAUUGAAGUUUAUUAUUUUUCUUAAUCAAAAACCAAAGAAAAACCGAAUAUUUUAUUGUCACCAUAUUUUUAUGCCUUCAACUGGAAAUUCCUAACUAGAUAUUACAGAAGAACUAGGUCGACUAGAAAUUUGGAAAUGGAGAUUAGAAUAUUUAUCAUUCCUGGCUCUUUCGUACAUAUAGAGAAGAUAUUUAAAUUUGAAAAGAAUUAUGAUUCCCUUGACUUCCUCAUUAUUUAAAAUACUUUACCCAAUAAUUUAACUUCACCUUAUUUUUAUGACCUUUAACUGGGAAUACUCAAGUUCAAUCAAGAAGUUACUGAGGAACUGGGUCGACUAGAAAUUUGAAAAUUGAGAUUAGAAUACUUUCUCAAUCUAGGCUCUUUCGGUUAUACAGAGGAUCAAAAAAAUGUUCAUAACGGCGACCCCCCCCCAAUUUAAAGGCUAGGAUCGCCCUUGUCAUAAAUGCAAUUUCUGUAACGAAACUACAAUGAAAUAUAUUUUCGAAAAUAAAAUAAUCCUCAUAUUAAGA